Daphnia magna is the source of this 2401-nucleotide messenger RNA. It is a transcript of the gene stv, whose product is annotated as BAG domain-containing protein Samui. The record is from RefSeq and is a predicted model, not a curated record. Gene Ontology annotation, molecular function: protein-folding chaperone binding. The transcript is spliced from 4 exons. The coding region runs from base 252 to 2021 and encodes 589 amino acids. NCBI's taxonomy places the organism in Eukaryota, Metazoa, Arthropoda, Branchiopoda, Diplostraca, Daphniidae.
AAAGUUGCGCAACAAAAUUCGUAUAUGAAUAACCGAGAAUCGUCGAGAGUAGAAUUGGUGAUGUGGCAACAUCGCGAAGGCGGGGGAAAUGGAAGACGGUAGAACAGUCUGGUAAAAAUGUGGGCUGUCCAGUUCUGGUGUUGAAGUCGGCCGAAGGAGGCGGCGCAUAGAAACAGUAAUCAUCCUUAAGUAUUGAACAUAUAUAACAGACAUUCAUUGAAUACUGAGCUAGUCUCUACCCAGAAAACGAAAUGUUUCAUCGCGAUCCCAGUGCUGAAGAAGAUUUAACUUCAGAACAAACAUUCGCUUGGCCUCCUUCCGGAUUCCGCGAUCGUCGCUCCCACUUUGGCCGACCAACUGAUCCAACGGCAACAGCCUCCGCUUCAGCUUCGUCAACGUCCUCACCAUUUGGACAACACCACAACACUGCCCAGCGGAAAUCUAGUGAUCAAGUAAUCCAAUCGUUACGAGACGAACUCGACAAACAUCGACAAAUGUUUUUCGAUCGUUUGGCACCACAGUGGGAAUCGUCCGCUCAGCGGACGGGAUUCCCUUUUACGGAUACUGCCCGAAGGGCGUUCUCUGGCAUUGAUAGGACGGUGCCUCCACCAUACCAUGCCAACUACGCCUUCCAUCAAGAUGAUAUUCCAGCAUGGAUGACUGAGGAUGACGCGGAUCUAGCAUCAUCUUUUGGACGUGCCAGCGCCGGAAGUCGACAGCGUUGGCCCUCUGGUGGCAGUGGUCGUAGCGCCGGAAGCAAUUCGAGCGCCGGCAGCGGCGGCCCAACAUCUGAAAAUACAAGGCCGACAACAACUGCACCAUCUGAUUUGGAUUCAGCCCAACACAGUAAAAUGGGUAGGAGUGAUUCGCCCAGCACAAGAACCCGUAUGCCCAAACCGGCGGCCAGAAGCGCUACGGGUGACUUCCCCCCUGUCAGUCCAGCAGCUUCGCCCAAAAGUGGAUUUUGUAGGGCCAGUUCUGCUCCUCCAGUAGCCCCACAUGCCGACAGCGAGAAUAAUGCUUCGGUGGGCAGUCCAAGACGCUUGUUCACCACGACCGUGCCGCAAGCUGCCAACAAUCCUGCCAGCAAUCAACGUGAAAAUAUUCAAAUGACCGAUUCGCCAGGUCUUGGUCGACGUAGCAUUCAUCAUCAUCACAACUCCAGCGGCGGAAGCGGUAACAAUGUCCGUCACAUUCCGAUCAUGGUAGAAGGGCGAGACGAGCCGCUUCUGCCUUCCGUGGCGGAGGAGGGUGGCCAAUUUACAGAUGCGGAAAAGAGGAGCAAAACAGCCAUCCCGAUGCCGUUCUAUCCGACUGCUGAAAAGACUGUUCCAGUUACGCAGAUACCGAUUUCUGUGAGUAAUCCCAUGGCUGAAAAACCGAGCAAGACGGAAAAGCUGGUCAAAGUCGAACAGAAGGAGGAGGUACGGGAUGGUUCGGUUCCUAUCCCGCUACCAUACGAUCGACUAUCGGAUGAUUCGGGCAAAUCGGCAGGUUCUUCGACUUCGGUUGGCAUCCAAACUGCUAACGAUUUGGAGCUAAUUGACCGAAUCCAGCGCGAAACAGAGAGUCUUCUGCCACGUAUCGAAGAAUUCCGAGGCGAUCGUCACGACCGGGGUUUUCUUUUCCUGGAUGAAAUGCUGACAAGAUUAUUACUCAAAUUAGAUAAUGUGCAGGUGGAGGGUCGAGAUGAUGUCAGGUCUGCACGUAGACAAGCCAUUGCUUCCAUUACUCGUUGCAUCAAUCUACUGGAAUCGAAACUUCUCAACGGUAUAGAAAGAUCUAACGAAGGAGAAGUUGCUACCGCGGAUAACGCUCCACCGCAGCCAGACGAGCCCAUGGAAGAAAAUUGUACUGAUGCCAAGGUUGAGGAGCAGCAGACUGAUAUUGAGAUGGCCGAUGCUAAUCCAGUGCCACCAUCACCGACGAGACAUGUAACGCAACUGAUGAUCAAUAUCAGCCAACCGACAUGCGCCGAUGCUGAGAAAACCAACGAUGCCCCAGCAGACCCAGUGCAAUGAAUAUUUAAUAGGUCCGCAGAUGAAGAUAUAAUAUAACGUGUUGGAUGUUUAACAAAAUGGAUGGAAUACUAAGGAAAACAAAAAAGAAAAAAAGGAAAAAGAAAAGAACAAUAAACGCUAUUAUACAAACACGGACCCUAAAACCAAUCUAAGAACCAUCCGGCCAAUGAAUGAGCACAAUUGUGAUAUAUAAGUCCAAUGAAAUUUUCCUAUCACUCCAACAUCGCAGGGUGCAUUAUCAAAAUGGCCAACAGCAAAUGGAUCGUUGUUUCCUUUUUGUUUCUACUUGUAACCGGAAUUUCGCACAAAAUGGAAUGUUUGUAAUUUUACACCCAACGAGCUGACAAAAGAGGUAAUAUAGAAGCGCUAUGUACAACUUC